Molecule: messenger RNA, 1858 nt
Organism: Entelurus aequoreus (snake pipefish)
Lineage: Eukaryota; Metazoa; Chordata; Actinopteri; Syngnathiformes; Syngnathidae
Gene: nocta
Product: nocturnin a
Exons: 3
Coding region: 345-1475 (376 amino acids)
Biological process (GO): circadian rhythm
Molecular function (GO): poly(A)-specific ribonuclease activity
Source: RefSeq, a predicted model, not a curated record
CACAGACACAGACACACGCGCACACACAUUCACACACAUUCCAUCAGCUCUGAACAUACUCUUCCUUUGAACGUCCUGUCCCACAUCCCCUGGUGAUUGUGCAAAUGAAGAAACCUGAUUGUUCAUUUCCGAUUCUCUUUCUUUCUCUUCAUGUCUAAGAGAGACUUACUGUGUCUUCCGGCUCAUCUGUCAUUCUGCAAGUUUGAGGGGGUGGGAGGACAUACACGCUUCAGAAUAAAAAUGUUUGAAGGAUUAGGUAAUUGGUAAGAGAGUGAGAGAGAGACUAUUGACAGACAGAGGCAGACUCAAGCACUUUGUAGGAAGAAUAGGGUGUUUGCUGGAACAUGAAGACAGCAGUUUUUCCAAUGGGCAGCAAAGCCAGCAGGUUAAGUACAUUGGCUCAGACGCUGAACAGCACCCCCAUGGAUCAAACAGAACAGAAUCUAAACCCAGAAGACUUUGUUGAGCUUGACCCCGACCAGCUGCUAAGGGAGUGUGAGGAAGCCCUCCAGAGGCGUCCAGCCAGGCCCCACAGAGAUCUGGUGUAUCCCAAGGGAGCCGCACACUUCCGCCACCAGCCCGGCCCCUCCAUACGAGUGAUGCAGUGGAAUAUACUUGCACAAGCACUAGGUGAAGGGAAGGAUGGAUUUAUUCGGUGUCCUCUGGAGGCCCUCAACUGGAAGGAAAGGAAGUAUCUCAUCCUGGAGGAGAUCCUCAACUAUCGCCCUGACAUUGUUUGCCUGCAGGAAGUUGACCAUUACUAUGACACUUUCCAGCCAAUCAUGGCCAGCCUAGGUUACCAUGGGAGUUUCUUGGCCAAGCCUUGGUCUCCUUGUCUAGAUGUAAAACAAAACAAUGGACCCGAUGGUUGUGCAUUGUUCUACCGCCUCUCGCGUUUCUCCCUGCAGACUUCAGUUCAUUUGCGGCUGUCAGCAAUGAUGUUACCCACCAACCAGGUAGCCAUUGUGCAAGUACUGAACUGCCGGCUAACAAGUCGGCGACUCUGUGUGGCUGUUACGCAUUUAAAAGCUCGAAGUGGCUGGGAAAGGCUAAGGAGUGCACAGGGUGCUGACCUGUUACACAGCUUACGAAACAUAACUUCCAGGAGUGGAGGAACCCAGGAUCUGCAGUCAUCAGAGGCAGAUCCGCUAGUUGUAUGUGGAGAUUUCAAUGCAGAGCCCUCAGAGGAUGUUUAUCGCCACUUCAGAUCAUCCCCGCUUGGCUUGGACUCUGCUUAUAAGCUGCUGAGUUCUGACGGACAGACAGAGCCACCUUAUACUACGUGGAAGAUCCGCCCCACCGGAGAAAGUUGUAGCACACUUGAUUAUAUCUGGUAUACUCGUAAUGCUUUGAGUGUGGACUGCCUGUUGGAUAUUCCUACUGAAGAUCAGAUUGGUCCAGACCGCUUACCCUCGUUUCACUACCCCUCAGACCAUUUAUCACUGCUUUGUGACAUCCGCUUCAGAGAGGGUUAGUGUGCACCGACAACCGCAGAGCAGCCACACCUAGUAAGAUGAGUGAUAGUGGAGUUAUUUAUUAUAGGAUAAUAUAUGCUCCAACCAAAAUAGGCAUUGGAACACAGUACAACUGUUAUUAUUCAGUGAGGUUUUUGACAUAAUUUGAAGACUGAUUUCUUGAAAUUUGAACAUGUUCAGGUUUAUUUUCAAUGAACAGCUACUGAAGUUAAGUCGAUUCUAUUAUUUAUUAUUAUGAUUGAGAUUUUAAAGUUGUUUCCUAAAUACCUUCCAGACCAAUUGUAUUUAUUGUUAUUAGCAAUAUUUUUAUAUUAAUCUAAAAUAUUAAUUGAAACAGAAGGCUUUGAUUUUACAUCAUACUACAUAUUAUUGCAGAAAUAAAA